Drosophila kikkawai is the source of this 2755-nucleotide messenger RNA. RefSeq names its product Monocarboxylate transporter 1 (gene Mct1). Gene Ontology annotation, cellular component: membrane. The record is from RefSeq and is a predicted model, not a curated record. Gene Ontology annotation, biological process: transmembrane transport; monocarboxylic acid transport. Gene Ontology annotation, molecular function: monocarboxylic acid transmembrane transporter activity. NCBI's taxonomy places the organism in Eukaryota, Metazoa, Arthropoda, Insecta, Diptera, Drosophilidae.
GCUCCAACUUUUGCUCGCAUUUAAUUUUAUUUGGUCGCCUGCUAACAGCGACAUCGGUUGCGUCUCGCCAGAAAGGGAAUCGGGAACAAUAACAUAAUCAGCAGAGUACCGUUAGCAUCACAAGCAUCCCUGUGUUAUCCCAUUGCCGCGAAUCAAUUGUUAAGUGAAUAUAUUUUACCGUUAUCCGUUGACCCCGGAGUGCAAUCCAUAAUCUCUAUGGCUGGACAAUUGCAAAUGCUGUAACUGUAACUGUAACUGUAACGCCAAGAACACGAAUAUUGUCAACAAAGUCGUAAAAAAAUAUAGCACACGAAAAAAAAAAAAUAUCAAAGCGAAACAAAAUAAAGGAAGAAACAGAGCAAAGAGUGCAGCAAUAAAUUAAUUAUAAAAUAAACGCCAUCCGAAAGCUCUGGCUUAAUAUGCAGCAGCUCUAGGGAGACGUAGGACCCAGGACAUAGGAUAAAUAGAAGCUUUAACUGAAGAGAGCUUAGUCUUAUAUAUUUUUACCCUCCCUCCAUUUCCCGCCUGGCCAAAACAGCAAAAUGGUUCAUGGACCGCCGGCACGCAGAAAAUCCCAGCAGCAUCAGCAUCAGCAGCAGCAGCAGCCAUGUGAGAUGGACAUGGAGCCACAGCCCACGCCGCCGGACGGAGGCUGGGGCUGGAUGGUGGUCUUUGGCUCCUUCAUGAUACACAUAGUCACCGAUGGCAUGACCUACUCCUUUGGCAUCUUCUACAAUGAAUUUGUGGAUUACUUCAACGAAGGCGGCGGCUAUACGGCCUUGAUAGCCUCCAUAAUGGUGGGUGUGACCUUCUCGUCGGGUCCCAUCAGCUCCUCCUUUGUCAAUCGUUAUGGCUGUCGGGCAGUGACCAUAGCGGGCUCCAUACUGGCCGCCGGCUGCAUCAUCGUCAGCAUGUUUGCCCAGAAUGUGCUCACCCUGAUCAUCACAAUUGGCUUUGGUACAGGUCUGGGCUUUGGCCUGAUCUACCUGCCGGCAAUUGUCAGCGUGACGCAGUACUUCGAGGCGAAGCGAUCUCUGGCUACGGGAAUUGCUGUGUGCGGUUCAGGAUUUGGCACCUUUGUCUUUGCACCGCUAACAGAGUUUCUGAUUGGCAAUUAUGGUUGGCGUGGAGCAUUGCUCAUUAUUGGCGGCAUUGUGCUCAAUUGCAUUAUUUUUGGUGCCAUGUUCCGUCCACUGGAGCUGGAGACAGCGCCGCAGACGCCGCCAAAUACGCCCAGUACACCAAAAGUGGGCAAGAAGUCGGCCAUUAUAGAUCAGAAUACCACGCAGGCGGAGCUGGAGCCACUGAAGAUUUUGCCCAAGGAUCAGUACCUACAGUUGCCGACGGUGACGGGAGGAGGAGGAGGACCCCUGUGUCGCUCCAAUAGCGUGGGGCACAACCUCAAGCCCAGUCUGAACAACAACUCGAAUGUGGCUAUCAAUGGCCAGCAGCAGGCACCCACCCUGGUCACUCCACCCACCUCGGUGGUGGUGGUAAAGAGCACCAGCAACGAUGACAUUGCCCGCAAGUUCCACAGCCAGCUGCAGUUGACGCCGCUGAAGGAUGCCCAUCGGGAGAGGAGUGCCAGCGGUACCAUGUACCGUCCAGAUGCACUCUACCAGGGCUCCCUGCACAACCUGCCCGACUAUGUGAGCUCUAGGAAUGAUCUGAACCGCUCCAUGUCUGGUUCAGGAGUGAUCAAGCGCUAUGGAUCCCUGCGACAGAACAAUAAUCUCUCCCAGAGUCAGGAGGACACCAAAUGCUGUGGCUGCAUCACCUGCUCCAAGGAGACCCGCGACACCUUUGCCGAAAUGAUGAACUUCUCGCUGCUCAAGGAUGCCAUUUUUGUGAUCUUCUCGGUGUCCAACUUUUGCACCAGCAUCGGUUUCAAUAUGCCGUACAUUUAUGUGGCGACCUAUGCCGAGACCCUGGGCAUAUCCAAGUCGGAUGCCAGCUAUCUGAUAGCCACCAUUGGUGGGGCCAAUACAGUGGGUCGCAUUAUCCUGGGCUACAUAGCGGACAAGCCUUGGGUGAAUCGUUUGCUGGUCUACAAUCUGUGCCUGACUCUCUGCGGCGCGGCCACUUUGAUGGUGCCAAUGUGCCAUGACUACCGCUCCUUGGCCCUAUACUGCACUGUCUUUGGUUUCACAAUUGGCGCCUAUGUGGGCUUGACCUCGGUCAUUCUGGUGGAUCUGCUGGGGCUGGACAAGCUGACCAAUGCCUUUGGCCUGCUGCUGCUCUUCCAGGGCGUUGCCAGCUUUAUGGGUACCCCAAUUGGAGGUUGGAUGUAUGACUACACAAAGUCGUACUCGCCGGCCUUCAUUCUGGCAGGACUGAUGAUAGCCAUCAGUGGCCUGGUGAUGUUUGCCAUUCCGCCGCUGCAGCGGUUCCAGGCCCGCAAGUCGGAGCAGAAGGCCCAUGCAGAGCACAUGUCCCUAAGUUAGUGUUAUCCUUCUUUGUUUUUUUUGUUUUUUUUUUUCUAUUCUAAAACAUAUAAAUAUAUAUGUUGUUUUUGAUAAUAUUAAGUCCUAGACCUAGGCCACACCUGUAUGUAUGUAUGUAUGUAUAGCAUAUACGAUUAUUUAUGUAUAGGCAACUUCCCCCAAUCCCUGACUCCCUCUCCCAAAUGCUUACCUAUCUAUAUAUAAGUACGUGAAUCCAUAUGCAAAUUGUACUAGAGAAAUUAUUGUUAUUCUAUUAUGACUGUGCGUGUGUGUGUCCGCCAUUAAAGCUAGCUUUUUGUACAACAAACAAA